GGGAUUGGUCGUGUCGGGGACGGGCUUCGGGAGCCGAGACAGACCGAGUGACAGCGUCUGAUUCCCGGGGAAGAACAUCACGGAGCGUCCCUGGAAAAGGACCCUCCAGCACAGCCAAGAUGCCUAACAAAACCAAGAAGGAGAAGGUAAGCUGGCGGCUCUGUGGCUGCAAUAUUAGACAUUUUACAUUUUGACGUAACAGGGUGGCGUUGGUGCAGCCGUUAUUAUAGAUAAUAAAGACUUGAGUCGUUAUAUUUUAUCGAGCAGAAGCUAGUUGUCCUGUCCGGCUAACCCGCUAAGGCCCCGCUAGUAGAGGACGGGUGAGCUUGACUCUGACUGCUGGGCUGCCAACAGCUUCAAGGACCUGUGUAGUUGCGCAGGUAUCUGUUAAAACAGCACCUUAGCAGCUAUGUCAAGCUGUCUGGAUGUUAAAACGACACGUUAAUCAGCUGUCGGGGAGGGUCUUUGCUAACGACGUUAGCUGGUGACAUUUAGCGGGAUGCUGCUGUUGAAGCUCCGGGGAGGAACCGCUGCCUCUGCCCGUUAAUAAUUCAUCUCGUAGAAAACAGGCCGGGUCAGAUAUAAACUCUUGCAGACUGUCGAUCUUCCUUGCAUGCCUGCCUCAAUUAAACAUGCAAUAUGUGAUGCUAACCAGGCAGGGGCGUGUUCAGAGGGUGGCCAGGGUUGGCAUGUCCUUAUCUUGUAGAACCAAAUAGGGUACCCAAGAGGCGACUCUACCAUCUUAAAAGAUUGGCUUAUUCCCUCAUCUGUUUAAAGAAAACAUACACUGUUAAUAGAAAUCUUGAGCCACCAGUGGUGUGCAGUUGCCUGGGCUCAUGAGACACCAGAUGAUAUAUGAUGUUACCAGGAAUGAAAGUUCUCUAUAACUAUGACAGAUUGAGUCCAUUUCAUAUUUAUUUGUACAGUGGUGCUUGCGUCAACUGAAGGAUAACAGAAUAAAAGCAAGGACGAUUGGUGUAAAAAUAAUAUGGUUGUUUUUACUAGGGAUGCACUGAAACCACCAAAAAUUUGGGCCGAAAAUGGCCCCAAUGUGCAUUUCCUGUUUUGGCCGAAAGACUUAUCACCGAAACAACAUGACCGAAACCAAUAUUGUAAUGGCACAAGCAAAAACUGCAGCCAGCACCAGCUUGUCUGGAUAAUGGCCAGCAUGUCUGUGGUGUAAAUGUGUUUCAGUAUAUCUGAGAACCACAGGUAGCAAUUUACACUACAGGCCAAAAGUUUGGAAGCAAAGCCAUUACAGGCCGAACAGUUGGGAGUAACUUCAAGUUUUUGUUCACAAUGCUUUUUUUAAAAUCCAGCAUGAGUUUUAUGUAUUUUGGGAUGUAUACUCCAUGAUCAGAUGUUGCUUUCAUGGAAAUGCACAAUUUUACUCCAUUUACCUUUAGAUACAUUGACGUUAACAGACCAUUGCUAAUUGUCAGCAAAAGGUAUUAAGGGCUUAGUUUUAGGGUUGAAAACAUUUGCAAGAAUGACAACCUCAGUGCAAGAGCAAAAAAUAAAAUCACAGUUGGAUUAUUCACUUCAACUUUUUAGCUUUUGAGAGUCUGCAUACAAAAAUCCUAAUAAAUCUUAACUGUGUUCAAACUACCGCAAAAAUGACUAGAAAGAAGCAACUGAGUAAAGAAACAAAAGUACAGAUUUGUACAUUUAGGAAAGAAAGAUACACAGAAAGAGAAAUUGCAAAACACCUACAGGUGUUUAACAAAAGAGUCCACUACACUCUGAAGAGACUAGAGGAACCUGGAAGUUAUGAUGAUCGAAAAAGACCUGGACUAAAGAGAGUUACUACAAAAGCAGAGGAUAAACAUAGCAUUGUCACCAGUAAGAGAGAUCAGCAAAAGACAGCACCAAAAAUAAGGGAGGAAAUCAACAUGACAAGGUCGAAACCCAUAUCUCUUACUACGGUGAAAUGACGUUUGAGAAAGGCUGGUCUGAAGGGUUGUGUAUCUGAAAAAAAACACUACUUCGUCCACAGAAGAAGAAAAAGAGAUAUGAGUGGGCAAAAGCUCACAAAAAUUGGACUUAUGAUGACUAGAAACAAGUUUGCACUGUUUGGUUCAAAAUGCAGAGUCUAUGUCCGCAGAUAAACUGGUGAACAUCUGAGAGCACCAUGUGUUACAACCGCAAUUCAGCAUGGAGGUGGUAGUUCCAUGGUAUGGGGAUGUUUUGCAGGUGAUGGAGUAGGAGAUUUGUUUGAAGUAAAGGUAAAGUAUAAUGAAGAAGGAACAGUACCACUCCAUCCUCCAGCACCAUGCUGUUCCAUCUGGACUCAGACUUGUGGCUCAUAAGUUUGUUUUGCAGCAAGACAAUGACCCUAAGCACUCUGCCAAGCUCUGUCAGGGUUACCUAGACUAAAAAGAAGAGGAAGGUGUUCUUCCUCGGGAGAUUUUUUUUGUUCUUUUAUUAUCAUGUGAUCGACUCAAUAUGUAAACUGAGCACUUCAGAAAUCGGCCCUUUAAAUGACACUUGGACGGUCAGCAAAUCCUCCUGGCUCCUUCGCUGACGAGAACCAAUCAUAGGCCAAACUGCGUUCCAUUAUUCCAAUCAUGCGCACACUCUUCACGUGUACUUGGUGUGCUUGGAGAGCCUGUGGUAGCACUGCAAAGCUGCGAGAACGAGAAGCAGAACUUAUCCACGCCGGUGUUGUGCCGUAGAAUGCACCCCUACCGUAGAAUGCCCCCCUGACGGGAGCGCGGUUGAAAGUACACAACAAGGCGAAAUAAUCCAAGUUUUGAGCCAUCUAAAAUAGCAAAAGCGGGCGUCUCGCGUUUACUGCUCUGCAGGGCUCUCAAGUCUCACGCAUUCAGCGUGUGACACACACAUUCCCACCCGUUCACACGCUCACACGCCACACAUUGUAUUUCUCACGCAUUUAUAUGAACAUGGUGAUGUUACACCUCUGUAACAAUGGAACAGGUAGAAAUCAACUGAGUUCCUCCGAGAGUUCAGAAGCUGCGUGCCACGCGCAAGCCAAUCAAAUAAAGUAUAUCUACUGAACAGCCAAUCAAAAAGCAGCAUUGCUGUAUCCGGGUAGAUUUUGAUAUCUUGUGGUUUGACUACAGAAGAAGACAGACACUCGCCGAAAUAGAGCAGGUUUUUAUAAGGACGAGAUAGACCCGAUGAUUACAGUAAGUCAGUAACCUACACAUGCAGAGACCUCAACACCUCAUGCCAGAUAAACUCAUAUGAUAAACUAAAGCCCUAUGCUAUUGCUAUUAACAGCUGUAUUGAUGAAUUUAGCCUCUGUACAGCCAUUUCCAGCCAUUCUCCCCUCCACAAAAGCAGCAUUUCUCAUAUAUUCUUUUUAAAGUUCUGAUACUCAUGACAGUGUAAUGCUCAUGUACCAAAGGAUUAAGUAUCUCCAUGUUUGUGAAACCUAUACUAAAGAACAAUUCAUCUAAAUGCUCCACAGUGCUGAUUUUAGCAACUCUCCUCCACAACAGGUAACUUUACGACUUUAUUCUUAUAUAUUAUUGACUUUAUUCUCCUAAAUAAUAUUGUCUUUAACUUUAUUGUCUAAGAUUUAAAAACGUUUUUUUGUCUUAAUGUGGCCCUCACUCUUUGUUGUAUUUAAGAGAUUAUCAUAGUAUUAUACUAAUAAUUAUCUUCAAUCACCCCCCCCCCCCCCAAAUCAGCAGUAUCUUUUUAAUGAACUUAAGAAAGCCUGGAGUGCAAUCCCUGAAACAUACCUUAAAAAAUUUGUGGAACGAAAACCUUGUAUGCCAAGCUGUUGUUAAAGCCAGAGGAGGUUACUUUAAAGAAAGCAAAGUCUAAGCAACAAUAACUCAAAUACCCAAUAAUUAUAGUCAAAAUGUCUUCUGAUAAGUUACUCUUUACACAAAAGUCAUGUUUAUUGUGUUGCAAAUUAUAUGAAACUAUGAUCUUUUUUUGUACAAAUCUGAUCUUUCUUCCAACCUUUUGGCCUGAAGUGUACAUAGUGUGUUAUUUUGAAAUUUUAAGAGUGGGUUAAUCUACAAAGAGUUCUUCACGUCGGAUUUAAUUUAUCACCUGAAAUCCAAACAUCCUGGUAACAGGAAAACAGGAAAAUUCCUCUGAACACAUCCACUUCAUCUAUGGGGGAUGCUGUAGCCAUAUACACACUUUUAUUCAUAGAUUUAACAGAAGUCAACAUUGCAAGGCCAACUAAUGUUCAGCUCCCGCUCUCAGCUACUUAAAGGGAAACAUACUGAUGCCACUUCUUCUAGACGCAUCUCUACCGCUCACAACUAGGGAUGGGUCCGAAUAUUCGGCGCCGAAAAUAUUCGGCCGAAAAGCAUCAAAAAUGAAUUUUCGGUUUUCGGCCGAAUAGAUGUUAUGGCUGAAAAAAAUUACCGAAUAGUGUGGAUAAACAUAUGUCUAGACCAGGGGUCGGCAACCUUAAACACUCAAAGAGCCACUUGUUUCCCACAGAAAAGAAAACACAGGGAGCCACAAAACCUCUUUGACAUCUAAAAUGAAGAUAACAUUGCAUAUAUCUUUUUUUUUUUUACCUUUAUACAAAGUAUAUAAAAAACUGUAGCGAGUUGCAUUUAUGAAAUAAAUGAACUAUUUCGGCGAGUGUCUGUCUUCUUCUGUAGUUAAACCGCAAGAUAUCAAAAUCUACCCGGAUACAGCAAUGCUGCUUUUUGAUUGGCUGUUCAGUAGAUAUACUUUAUUUGAUUGGCUUGUGCGUAGCACGCAGCUUCUGAACUCUCGGAGAAACUCAGCUGAUUUCCACCUGUUCCAUAGUUAAAGAAGUGCAACUUGGUGGACAUCACCGUGUUCAUUUAAAUGCGUGAGAAAUACAAUGUGUGGUGUGUGAGCGUGUGAACGAGUGGGAAUGCGUGUGUCAUACGCUGAAUGCGUGAGACUUGAGAGCCCUGUGCUCACGCAUCAUCGAUGUACUCCCGAGCCAUGCAAAACGGUCUUUGCACUGAAUGCCUUCCUUUUCAGUCUUGGUGAAGUAUUCCCACACCACUGAUGUUUUAGGUCGGGAUUUGGGUUGGGUUGUGUCCAUGUUUUUCUUAGCCGCUGCCUCGGCCAUGGCUGUUUCUUUUCUGUGCGUCCUGCUGAUGUUUACACGCCGGUGUCCAUGGACAUAUAUAAAGACCCGACGAAUCGAUUACAGAAUUUGUUGGCAACGGAUUUUUUCGUCACGACGAAUCUACUUAAUCGAUUCGUUGUUGCAGCCUUAAUAGUUUAUUUAAUGUUAAAAGAGCAUUAUAAUCUUUGAAUUUAGAAUUACAAAAAAAAAAAUAAUAAUAAUAAAAUAAAAUGCAAUUAAGUAUUUAUUAUUUAUUUUCCAAAUCCACUGGGAGCCGCAGCAUAGGGAAGAAAGAGCCGCAUGCGGCUCCAGAGCCGCGGGUUGCCGACCCCUGGUCUAGACUGAACUCUCAAAAACGGAAAACGCAGACGGCGCUGUUUUCCCUGUUUUAGUGGCAUGUUGAUGACGUAAUCGGAACGCGACAAGAGGCAAGCCGGUGUUGUGCCGUAGAAAGCACCCCCGCCGUAGAAUGCACCCCCUGCCUCCCAUCCACUCGUUAGCUUCUUAAAGUGAAAGAAAAUGAUCUCAUAUUUUAAAAAACACGACUAUUUGAUCGUUACAACUUUCGUUCUGAUUUUAUCUGUCUCAAAAAUGCACAUACGGAGGUGUGCUUGGGUAUAUAAACUGUACAGUAAACUGUCAAGCUGGCAUACAUUAUAUUUUCGGGACAGCAAAUAUUCUGAAUCAGAGGGCUAUUUUUUUGGCUUAUCUGAAUAGCCUGAAUGAAGUUAUUAAAGGCACACGCUUUUGAAUUCAUCCAAUGGUAAGGAAAACUUGGAUUAUUUUCGCCUUGUUAAGUACUUUCAACCGCGCUCCCGUCGGGGGUGCAUUCUAAGGCAUAACACCGGCAUGCUGAUACGACGCACACGAUACGUGCAGCUGUCUUGGCUCGAAGCCGUUCAACCGGCAUGUCUGCGGUUUGGAAAUAUAUCGACAUAUCAGAGAAAGAUGGUCUGAUGGCAAUUUGUAAACUCUGCUCUGCUGAAGUGUCUCGAGGUGGUGUGACGGCAAAACUUUUAUUACAUCGGGGCUAAUCAACCACUUGAGCGCUAAACAUAAGGACGAACAUGACGAGUUUAAGAAACUCACUGCACAAAAGUUUGCACAAUCGUAUGUGCAUGCAUGUAAGUGUAUUUAUUGUUGAAGGCCUCAGGCCUGGAUUUGUGUUUACUGUUGCACAAUCAUGUAUAUGCAUGCACGUACCUGCAUUUAUUUUAUUUAUUUUGCAUAUGUGCAUUUUAUUUUAUUUACUUUAGGCUAUCCUACAGGGAAAAUUGCACUUUUUUUGUAUUGUUAUUGCAAGGAUGUUAUUUACUUAAUUUUAUUUUAUUGAAUGUUAUUGUUAUAGCAUUGUUAUGUCAUGUGCUGAAGCUGAAUACAUGUUUCAUGGUUCAAACAUAAAGUGAUUAAUAUUUAAGUUUGCCAGGUUUUGCCAUAAUCAGGUAGCUUUAAAACAAAUGUAUGGCAAUGACAGCAAUUGUACAAAAAUUGCUUGGUGAUAAAAAUUCAUAAUUUAUAUACAUAUUUAUUAAUCAUAUUCGGCUAUUCGGUAUUCGGUUAUUCGGCCAAGUGUUUCUUAUAUUCGGUAUUCGGUUUCGGCCAAGAUUUUCCCAUUCGGUCCAUCCCUACUCACAACACUUCUUCUCUUAGAACUUUUUGCCCCUGACUCCCGGGUGCCAUCUAGAGGUGUAAGCGACACAGAACAUGCAGCAACACACUGACUCAAAAACUUAAAACUCAUGUUGCAAAGAAAUUAAUACUAAUAAAAUAUUUCAAGUUAAUUAAUAUUAAUUUAUGUGGUUGCAAUGCCUUAAUUUUAGUAAGAUAAGUACAGUCAUCACCAUAAAUGCAAUGGUACUAAUAAUUGGCAUAAUAAGUUCUUUUGGUGUUUCAGUUUUUGGCCAAGAAUUUUCGUUUCGGUGCAUCCCUAGUUUCUACUGUCACCUAUGUGUUGCACCUGAAUUACUCCACACCUGUGGCACUUCAGUGUGAUCAUACUGCGCGUUGUCAAGUUCAAAGUAGUGUUUAUUGGACUUUGAUUGUGGACACGAACAUCAGUGUUUGUUACCCCAUCCCAUCAUGUCUGGUUAUGCCUGAACAUGUCAUGUUUGAGUACAUUUUACAUCCUGGUGAGACUUUCGGUUUUUAACGACAUUUUAAGCCACCCUGUAUUAAAGUAGUCACAAUGAAGGCUUAUCUGUUGCUCACAAACUUUAUAAAGAGGAUGUCUCGGUUUUCUUUUUCCCACCACAGAAAACACUGAAGCAUGAAGGCUUACAUAACCGGAUUAGUAUGUCGAACAUUUUUAGUCAAAAGGUUUUUUUUUUUUGUUUUAAUCCCUGUAUUGGGGUCAUGAGAACAAGACAAGAUGAUAAUGCAACUCUAUUUUUAAGAAAACUGAAACUGUAAAAUACAAGAAUUCAAGAAGCCAAUUAAUUUGUAAUCUGGGAUUUUUGGACCUGCAGAAGGGACCCAUGUCUACUAUCAAACCUGUCAGAAACAAAUGUGAAAAGCAGAGUGAUGAAAAGGGGAAAUCUCAGUCUGCUUCCAUAAGAGCUCUCAUAUGUGGGGCUGUACUUUCCAUCAAGUAUUCAGGCUGAUAUCUGUGAAGAACUCACUUGGAUGUUUUUUACUAACAGCAGUAAACAGGAUUAGCUGCUAGUGUUUAUUAGUGUGACUGUGCAAUAACUUUUAAGAACAGUAUGAUGUUGCCUCCACCUGAAGAAACAGUAAAUAGCAUAGGGCCAAUACUGUCAGGUAGAAUCCAGUGUUUGGUCCGACAGGAUUUGAUGCGCUCGUUGAUGACUCAAAACAAAUUGAAAAUCAUGUCGUGUGUUGCUGUGCUCACACAGUGCGAGUUGAAAUCAUAAGUGGCGCAUUGAUAUAAUGAUCAUGUGAAAUUUCAAUAGUGCCGCAUGUAAUUCAUCAGCGGCGGUGCGCAGCUGCUAAAUAAAUGUAGGGCUGCUCACUUCACUGCUACUUUUAUGGCAGUAAGCAAGCACAGCUUCAGGGACCAUUAUAAUUCUUCUAAAACCGGCUUUUAGUAUAGGAGAUGUAGCAGAGUCCCAAGCAGUUGGAAAUUGACCAAUUUACAGCCUACCUCAUCAAGAAGCUGCACAUACAGCAUGACAAGUGCCAGUAAAAGUUUCAUACUAUUUUGUCCCAGCCACUCAAAUGACCAAGUAAGCAGGACAAGUGUCCUGCUUCGACCGACCAGUGACGAUCAGUCACUACAGGGGGAGAGGCUCACACAGCGAGGAUCCUCUACAACGUUUCACAUACGCAUGCACAUACACAGAGCAGCAAUCUGGUGUAAACAUCAGUAUUAACUGGUUAAACUUCAUCACCAGAGUCUCCCUGAUUAAUACACCUGUCUCCUCUCAUCUACACAGACCCACCUGUGUUCACAAAGCUACAGCUUUCACAGGAGGACAUCACACCACGCCACUGUUUAACGGAGAUCUGGCAUAAAAUAACAGAGGAAAACGUGACCCAAAAAAUGUAAAACGUCCUGAUCUCUGUCCACCACACAUCCGAGCAGAGACAUAACUGAACAAACCUUCAGGAAAAAUUUCUUACCUACACUUUCGAGUCUAAAACAGUCAGCAUUAUCAGUCAUCCAGCUCCAGCAGAUCAAUAAUCCACCGAUAUUAGUCACAUCCCGUGUCUUGCGGUCAGCACGUUUCAUCCAUUUUCAUUGUGUGAAAAAAAGUUUUAGCUCACUUUAGCUUCACGUGUUCUGAUAGAGGCUGACAGCAGAAGCAUCACUGGACUUGGUACAAAGUCCAGACCACAGGUCCAGAGAGGCCGUGACUAACUUACCGAGUUGGAACCGAGAUGCGUUCUGUGUGCCGGUGGAAGAAGACCAGGGGGGUAUUCCACGAAGCUGGCUAAAGAGGGCUGGGCUAUCGCCUGUAAUCGUGGCUUGAAUAAGCGGCCACGUUAAUCUUAGCUGCGACUCGUUCCACUAACGAGGCUCAGCUGUUUUUCGGAGACGCUUAUUCUAGCCAGGCUUAUCCAAGCCGCGGCUAUGCGCGCCUCCGCGGUACAUAAAACGCCCCGAUGUAUCGAUUGUCGAAAUGACGAGAUCAUGGGAAAAAAAAGGGCAGAGCGAAGUCUUUCUCAGCGGUGGAGCAAACACUCCUCAUGGAGUUGUAUGAAGAGUACAAGGGAAAAAUUCAAAAGAAGGGCAACACUGUUGCCAUUGUGAAAGCCAGGGAGAUGGCGUGGUAAAGUAUCACGGACCGUUUAGAUCGUAAGUUAUAGCUGACAAAUAUUUUACAACCGACACAUGUCUCGAUGCAGUCAGCCUGCUUGGCUGUCUAAUUUUAUUCCUCUCUUCUGCGUAUGUACUGUAAACACUUUGUUUUUACUUUUCAUCUCAUGUGCAGCUCACUCAUACAGUCUGUCAGCCUCUGUGCAGCCCCUUCGCAGCAAGCAGGGGCGCCUACAGCAGCAGGGGGCGCCAAUUUGACAAGAGUUAAUACAAAACCGCGGUGCAGUGCAGAUUUAUUAUUAUUAUUAUCUUUUUUCUUUCUUUUUUGGAAGUGCUCGUGCCGCCCCCCAUGAGUCAUGACACAAAUGCUGCCCCGGGCGGCUGCCAGGUUCACCCGUGCCUAGAACCGCUACUGUACUGUAGGCAUAAUUCAUGUUCUUGAUUUGACAAAUAGAUAUCCAUAAUGGAUUAGUAUAGCAGCUACAGGUAAGACUUAAAACCAAAGUAGACAAACUUAGACAAAAAGUGAAGAAAAACAUGUACCUGGAGAUGUCUUUUUUUUAAAUUUAUUUAUUUAUUUUUUAUUUGGGAUGAUAGUGGCACAGCGCCCUUCAUUUAAAUAGGGGAGAAGACACAAAUGAGCUUUACAAAGAGUAGUCAUGUCGUCAUUUGCCAUCACCUUUACAUUAUCAUCAUCAUAAUCAGAAUGGACCACUGGUGAAAGGAAAGUUAUUUUAAUGGGAAAUUGUUGCUGUUGUCACCUUCAGUGUUUUGGAUGAGAUCGUUUGUGCCUUUAUUCUGUUAUGUGUUGACAGUACAUUGAGAGUCACAGAAUAAAAGAAAGAAAAUCAGAUAUUUCCAAAUAAUUACCGCUGACGGGAUCGAACCCACAGUGAAAAACACAUUUUACCGGCACGUUUCUUUACCCACUCAGCUACUGAAGUUCUCUUUCUCUUUGAGUUUGGCGUAGCAUUGGGCAUGUCUGGAUUCACGUAUUCCUAUGUUGUUUUUAAAAAGCUCUCAAUUUAUUUUUCCGCACAAGAGUAUCAUUUAUUACAGAUGAAGAUGAAAUUACUGUGUGACAUGCGGUUCACAAAGCGUCUUCUGGAAGCCUGUCGGACCUUCUCUGAGACGCAGCUAAGGUUAGCUUGACCGUAAGCCUGCCUGGGACCAGGCUUGUUGCGCUGGCUGAGUUACCAUGGUUACCAAGCCACGCUAGACCUAAGCCUCGUUUGUGGAACCGAACUCUAACUAAAAUUAGCCAGGCUAACCGAAAUAAGCCAGGCUUUGAGCUAAGCCAGCUUCGAGGAAUACCCCCCCAGGAGUUAAACAACUGAGCCAGCCGACCAGAAACAGCGCUAAAAACUUUUUUUCACGCGAAUGGAUUAGACGCUGACCGUGAGGCUGUAAACGGGAUUCAAACAGGAUGUAAAUGGGAAUAAUAUUGGUGGAUUAUUAUCCUGUUGGAGCUGGAUGAGUGAUAAUGCUGACUGUUUUAGACACCAGAGUGAAGGUAAGACAUUUUUCCCUCCGUUAUUUUAUGUCAGAUCUCCAUUAGACAGUGGAGAUGAUGAAGUUUAUUACACUUAACACCGAUGUUUACAUCUGAUCGCUGCUGCUGCUUCGUGCAUGCAUGUGUGUGUGUGGAUCCUCGAUAUGUUACUGGAGGUUUUAGCCUCUCUUCCGGUUGGUGGCUGUGUUUAUCAAACAUUGCACCAAAAAUUGAGGAUCUUUGCAAGGCAAAACAGGCUCAGGUCUCUCAUUAACGUCGCCUGGGGGGGGGAUUCGUUCUGUGUGUGUGUUUGUGUGUGUCUGUUGUCAACUGCGUUGAACCAGCUUUGGGGAGUUUCAUGAAUUAAAGGGGACCUGCAAUCAAAAUUUCAUCCCCAUUUUUAUCAUUUUUUCAUAAUCCUUGAUGUCCUCUGAUCAUGUUUGCAACAUAAUUUUAGCUGAAAAGUUAUUUGAUGGUUUGUUUCAAACCAUUUUAGUAUGCCUAAAAAACCUUACAGGAAAACUAAUUGACUUUGGCUCAUUAACAUUUAUGGUAAUUAGCUUUGCUCUGAUUGGAUCGCUGCUGUGAAGCCUGCUGUGCUCUGAUUGGCUCAGCAGUGGAGGUUCAGAUUUCGGUUUAUCCAUUCUGCUAAUGUGUGCUAAAGUAAAGUGACCCGAUGUCUGUAAUAAAAUCCGGGGACAUUCGGUGCGGUGGCAGGGGGUGCAGGGGCUGCGUGAUCACAGACAACAUCUCGGUACUAUUUAGUAGCAGCGCAUGCCCCUUGUAAUAACCCCGUAAAAACUGUUGUUCAGGACUGCUUACUUGUGCUUCCUACCCAUUCCGCUACUGUAAUAACCAUUGUUCGAGCCCACACGCAACAUUUUUGUUCUCAUUCAUGAAACGCUUAAAUCGGGGACAUGUUCAGGGACAGCUUUUGCCGGGGACAGGACAUCCAAUUCGGGGACUGUCCCUGGAAAUCGGGGACAUCUGGUCACCUUAUGCUAAAGGCUAAAAAUGGCAGGUAUUAAACCAUACAUUUUUGACCCCGAGUCCGAGUCCGAAGAGGAGGUGGACGUUGAAGAAGCCGGAGAACGAAAGAACUAAUUUCGGUGCUCCAGCUGUGUUUUCUCAUUCAUUCUGCCCAGCUUUAAGUUCAUUUUCCCGGCAGUGAACCCAAGGAAACACUAGUCGUUUGGAAAAGGCCCAUAGCGGAUACAGUGGUAGCUGGUACUGGCUCUGGCUGGAGAGUGAUGAGUGACUGAGUACGAGAACGAGAGAGUGGGCAUGGCUCACUGAGGACACGCUCGUGAAUAAUAAUAAGCAAGGUCAGCUUGACGUCAGAAUGACCUGCUUUUUCAAUCGGCCUGGUUUACCCGUUUCUUUAUUUUAAACCUUUACAGAAUGCAAACGAUGUAACGGUUUAUUUUCACAUUUACAACAUAAGAUGAAUAUAAUAUGGACCUAAUCUGACACAUAAACAUGCAAAAAUUACAUUUUUGAUGGCAGGUCUCCUUUAAUAUUAAUUUGAUAUUAAAUGUUAGUAUUGAUUUAAUAUUAAUUUAUUCAAUUGCAAUGCCUUGAUUUUAGUGAGGUUACACAGUCAUAGUCAUAAAUGCAAUGGUACUAAUAAUUGGCAUAAUUUUCUGUGUUUCUUUUUUUGGCGCUGGAUUCCUUAUUUUCGGUUUUUGUUUUGAGCCAAGAAUUCUCAAUUUGGUGCAUCUCUACUUGUGAGACAGCUUGGCUUUUCACCUUGUUGGGAAAUACUCCUCUGCUUUGGUGACACAAGAUCUUGUUGCAUAAGAUUUCACCCACAUUCUAAGACAUUGAAAGAAAAGUGGUGAAUGGUGAAAAAAAACUGUUAUCCCCAAUAAUCUGUCGAUGUUGAUCAAACAUCUUGUUUUGGUAGAUUUCACUGGGGCUUCUGUCACAGAAUUAGUGGUGUGUCGGUCUUGAACGAACGGAUCAAAAGAACUAGUUCUUUUUGAUGAACGAAAUGAACUAGUUCUCCCCCUCCAAAUGACCCGUUCAAACCGUUCAGUUCUUUUGAUUGGCUGAAGAGGGACUGCUUGCCUGUCUUAUCCUAUCGUCGUGCCUUGUUCUGUGUGUGGGUGGGGCUUAGAGAAGCAGCAGCAGUACUACUGAGCUGACUGAAAGACCGGAAUGACCGAGUUGACUGAAAGAACGGGUCAAAUGAACGAAAGACCUAGUUGACUGAAAGAACGGGUCAAAUGAACGAAAGACCUAGUUGACUGAAAGAACGGGUCAAAUGAACGAAAGACCGAGUUGAACGAAAGACCGAGUGAACAAAAGAUCCAGACGGAUGAACGAGUUGAACGAAAGACCGAGUGAACGAAAGACCGAGUUGAACGAAAGACCCAGACCGAUGAACGAGUUGAACGAAAGACCGAGUGAACGAAAGACCCAGACGGAUGAACGAGUUGAACAAGAGACCGAGUGAACGAAAGACCCAGACGGUGAACGAGUUGAACGAGAGACCGAGUGAACAAAAGAUCCAGACCGAUGAACGAGUUGACUGAAAGACCGAGUUGAGUGGCCGCCGCACGAGGCCCGACAGCCGAGCCGGAGCGAGCGGGACAGUCACACACACACAAAGGCACACAGCUGCUGCUGCAGCAGCCAGAGGCAGAGAGACAACUAUUAAUACGCAUUUGCACUGUCUGUUGCUGUUGUCUGUACUUUUUAUUAUUGUUUUUAAUGCACCUCAAAAUAAUAAAAACCAUUAAUAAUAUAAUACCGUAUAUAUUUUGUUAGUGUGCAAGUAGUGCAGUGAGAUCGCAGCGUUGGACCGAGUGGACCGGGGGUGGGAAGUGGAGAGUGCAGCGGCCACAGCGUCGGACCGCGGGGGGGGGGGGGUGGGGGGGGGGGGGUGGGGGUGGCUGACAAAUGACCGAAAUGACCGAAAAGAACGGGUCUUUUUAUUGACCGACCCGGAAUGAUCCGGUUCACUGAAAUGACCGGUUUUGCCCACCACUACACAGAAUUCAUCACACGUUUCUUGUAUUAAAUUGGGUCCUAAUUAUGGUUUCACAGAGUUUAGGAGUAUCUGCUGAAUCAGAAGAAAGAGGACAGAGGGAUUUGAUCACCCAGCUGCCUGACAUAGGCCACCAAACUCUUGCGAAGACUCUUGGUGACUGUCAGGUGUCACCCACUUAUGGCAUCCAGGGGUCAAAAGCUGCACAACCAAAGUACCAGCACAUGUGCUGUCUCCUUUUGAGCUUGACGCUUUAUGCAAGAUUUUUGUAUUUUUUCUGUUGAAGAGUUUAGUAAAAACAUGCUUUUGUCUAAAUUUGUAUGAUUUUAUUGUUUCCUUUUUUCCAGAUCAUGUAGCCAAGUAGCACUUCUUGUAACUAAAUCGAAGAAUUUACAGCCGAUCCACAUGACUGAUCUGUUGGUAUUGGCACUUAUGGCUAAUGGGUAGCAGUAAUUGGCAGCAUACAACCUGCUCGGAGCAUCCCUAAUCAUUCUCUCCUCAUUAAUUAGAAAUUAUACUAUAUGUUUUAUGACAUGAUGUGUCCACUGUAUUUUAGUUUGUUAAAAACUGGUGGUUAAAAUCUGCUCUGGGAUAUUCUGACUUCAUUUCAACAUUGUAAUCCUGGAUACUGCUCAUUUGGUCAUGUUAAAAUCAACUUUUGGACUGUAAUUCUUUUCAUGUAAACACUGAACAUUUUAUAUAUAUAUUUAAACACUACAGGCAAAAAGUGUGGAAGCAAGAUCAGAUUUGUACAAAAAAAGAUUGUAGUUUCAUAAAUAUAAUUUGCAACACAAUAAACAUGACUAUUGGGUAAAGGGUAACUUAUCAGAAAACAUUUUGACUAAAAUUAUUAGGUAUUUGAGUUAUUGUUGCUUAGACUUUGCUUUCUUUAAAGUAACCUCCUCGGGCUUUAACAACAGCUUGGCAUAUACCAGGCAUUCGUUCCACAAGUUUUCUACGGUAUGUUCCAGGGAUUGCAUUCCAAGCCUUCUUAAGUUCAUUAAAAAGAUGUGCUGAUUUGUGGGACGCGUUUUUCUGACCGAUCGAUCCAAUUCAUCCUGCACAAGCUCAAUUGGAGAAAGGUCUGGAGACUGAGGGGUCCAAACCAUCUUUUAAAGAAGACCUUCCUCUUCUUUUUUGAAUAGGUAACCCUGACAGAGCUUGGCAGAGUGCUCAGGGUCAUUGUCUUGCUGCAAAACAAACUUAUGAGCCACAAGUCUGAGUCCAGAUGGAACAGCAUGGUGCUGGAGGAUGGAGUGGUACUGUGCCUUCUUCAUUAUACCCUUUACGUCAAACAAAUCUCCUACUCCAUCACCUGCAAAACAUCCCCAUACCAUGGAACUACCACCUCCAUGCUGAAUUGUGAGUGUAACACAUGGUGCUUUCAGACGUUCACCAGUUCAUCUACAGACAUAGACUCUUCAUUUUGAACCAAACAGUGCAAACUUGUUUCUAGUCAUAAGUCCAAUUUUUGUGAGCUUUUGCCCACUCAUAUCUCUUUUUCUUGUUCUGUGAAUGAAGUAGUGUUUACACACAACCCCUCAGACCAGCCUUUCUCAAACGUCAUUUCACGGCUGUCACCGAUAUGGGUUUCGACCUUGUCAUGGUGAUUUCCUACCUUAUUUUUGGUGCUGUUUUUUGCUGAUCUCUCUAACUGGUGACAAUGCUAUGUUUAUCCUCUGCUUUUGUAGUAACUCUCUUUAGUCCAGGUCUUUUUCUAUCAUCAUAACUUCCAGGUUCCUCUAGUCUCUUCAGAGUGUAGUGCACUCCUUUGUUAAACACCUUUAAGUGUUUUGCAAUUUCUCUUUCUGUCUAUCCUUCUUUCCUCAAUGUACAAAUCUGUACUUUUUUGUAUUUUGUAUUUUUUGUAUGCAGACUCUCAAAAGCCAAAAAGUUGAAGUGAAUAAUCCAACUGUGAUUUGUUUUUUUUUGCAUUUGCACUGAAGUUGUGACUCUUGCAAAUGUUUUUAACCCUAAAACUAAGCCCUUAUUAUCUUUUGCUGACAUAUAUUUAGCAAUGGCCAGUUAACAUUAAUUAUAUCUAAAGGUAAAUUUGGAGUAAAAUGGUGCAUUUCCAUGAAAGCAACAUCUGAUAAUGGAGUAAAUACAUCCCAAAAUACAUAAAACUCAUGCUGGAUUUAAAAAAAAAGCAUUGUGAACAAAAACUUGGAGUUACUCCCAACUGUUCGGCCUGUAAUGGCCUUGCUUCCAAACUUUUGGCCUGUAUACAGUGCAUCCUGAAAGUAUUCAUACCACUUAAAUUUUUCCACAUUUUGUUGUUACUGCCUCAUUCCAAAAUGAACUAAAUUCCUGUUUUCCUUCAAAAAUUCUACAUAAAAUACCCCAUAAUGACAAAGCAAAAAACCUUUUUUAGAGAAUUUUGCAAAUUUAUUAAAAAUAGGAACACUCAAAUGUUUCGCAUACACAAGUAUUCACACCCUUUACUCAAUACUUUGUCUAAGUACCUUUGGCAGCGAUUACAGCCUCCAGUCUUAUGGAGGACUGUGUAUGAUGUAACAAGCUUGGCAUACCUGGAUUUGGGGAGUUUUUCCCAUUCUUCCUUGCACAUCCUCUCAAGCUCUGUGAGGUUGGAUGGGCAGCGUCGGUGCACAGCUACUUUCAGAUCUUUCCGAAGAUGUUCAAUCGGGUUCAAGUCUGGGCUCUGGCUGGGCCACUCAAGGAAAUUCAGAGACUUGUCCUGAAGCCACUCCUUUGUCUUCUUGGCUGUGUGCUUAGGGUCAUUUUCAUGCUGGAAGAUGAAGCGUUGCCCCAGUCGAAGAUCUUGAGCGCUCUGGAGCAGGUUUUCAUUAAGGAUUUCGAUGUACUUAGCUACAUUCAUUUUUCCCUCGAUCCUGACAAGUCUCCCAGUUCCUGCCACUGAAAAACAUCCCCACAGCAUGAUGCUGCCACCACCAUGAUUCACUGUAGGGAUGGUAUUGGCGAGGUGGUGAGUGGUGCCUGGUUUCCUCCAGACAUGAUGCUUGGCAUUCAGGCCAAAGAGGUCGUUCCUCAUUUCAUCAGACCAGAGAAUUUUGUUUCUCUUGGUCUGUGAGUCCUUCAGGUGCCUUCUAGCAAAGUCCAAGCAGGCUGUCGAGAAACAUUUCAAGGCUGAUCAGUGGAAACAGGAUGCACCUGAGCUCAAUUUUGAGUUUUAUAGCAAAGGGUGUGAAUACUCAUGUAUAUGCACCAUUUGAGUGUUUUAUUUUUAAUAAAUUUGCCAAAUGUUCUCAAAAAAAGUUUUUCUCCUUGUCAUUAUGGGGUAUUUUGUGUAUAAUUUUUGAGGGGAAAAAGGAAUUUAAUCCAUUUUGGAAUCAGGCUGUAACAUAACAAAAUGUGGAAAAAGUUAAGUGGUAUGAAUACUUUCUGGAUGCACUGUAUAUAUAUAAUCUCUACUUUCGCCCACCCUGGGCGGUAUUGUGUCCCUUCAAGCCCGGGUCCUCUACCAGAGGCCUGGGAGCUUGAGGGUGUCCUUCCUGUUUCUAGGACUGCACUCUUCCUGAGUGAGAUAUCUGAUGUUUCCCCAGGGAUCUGUUGGAGUCACUUCUCCAGUGUGGGGGUUACUGCCCCGAGUGCCCCGAUGACCACAGGCACCACUGUUACCUUCACCUUCCAGGCUUUCUCUAUCUCCUCUUUGAGCCCUUGGUACUUCUGUAGUUUCUCAUGUUCCUUCUUUCUGAUAUUGGUAUCGCUUGGGAUGGCGACAUCUACCACAACGGCUUUACUCUGCUGUUUGUCUACGAUUACAAUGUCCGGUUGGUUGGCCAUUACCAUUUUGUCAGUCUGUACCUGGAAGUCCCACAGGAUCCUUGCUUGGUCAUUCUCUUUUACCUUGAGAGGUGCUUCCCAUUUUGACCUCAGGGUUUCCAGUCCAUAUUCUGCACGGAUGUUCCUGUACACUAUACAGGCUACUUGGUUAUGGCGUUCCAUGUAUGCUUUUCCUACCAGCAUCUUACAUCCUGCUGUUAGGUGUUGGACUGUUUCAGGGCCCUCUUUGCACAGCCUGCACCUGGGAUCUUACCUGGUAUGGUAGAUCUGGGCCUCUAUUGCUCUGGUGCUCAAGGCCUGUUCUUGUGCAGCCAUGAUGAGUGCCUCCGUGCUGUCCUUCUGUCCAGCCCUCUCUAGUCAUUGGUAGGAUUUGCCAUAUCAGCCACUUCAGCUAUCUGUUGGUGGUACAUCCCAUGCAGGGGUUUUUCCUCCCAUGAUGGUUCCUCCUGUUCCUCCUUACCUGUCAGUUUCCAUUGUCUGAGACACCCACUAAGCGCUCCAUCUCUGUGGACCAUCUUCCUGACAUAGUCAUGGAGCUUGGAUGUUUCAUCUUGAAUAGUGGCUCUGAUGCUCACUGAUCCUCUGCCUCCUUCUUUGCUCUUCGUGUGUAGCCUCUGGAUACCGGACUUAGGGCGGAACUCCCCUUGCAUGGUGAGCAACUUCAGAGUUUUUACAUCUGUGGCCUGAGUUUUCUCCUUUGGCCAGCUUAUUAUUCCAGCUGGGUAUCUGGUUACUGGCAGGGCAUAGCUGAUAAUGAACUUUGUUUCUGUCAUUGAGCUGACUCUUUAGGACCUGCCUUACUUGCUUCAGGUACUUGGCCAUUGUUGCAUUCCUUGUGGCCUCUUCAUGGUUGCCAUUUGCCUGUGGUAUGCCAAGGUAUUUAUAGCUCUCCCCCACAUCUGCUAUUCUGCCCUCUGGGAGUGUAGUGCCCUCUGUAUGGAUUCCCUUUCCUCUUUUCGUCACCAUUUGGCCACACUUCUCCAGUCUGAAUGACCCCAUUUCUGAGUCGGUAUCCGCAGCCAGUCUCGUUGAUUAUUUGGCUGAGGGGAUUCAAGCCUAUGCAGAACAGCAGUGGGGACAGAGAAUCUCCUUGAUAUAUACCACAUUUGAUGGAGACUUGUGCAAUUGGCUUGAAGUUGGCCUCAAGGGUGGUGUUCCAUUGCCUCAUUGAGUUUGCAAUGAAGGCCCUUAGAGUCUUGUUGACCUUGUACAGCUUCAGGCAUUCCAGGAUCCAGGUGUGUGGCAUUGAGUCAUCAGCAUUCUUGUAAUCAAUCCAGGCAGUGCACAGAUUGGUCUGUCUGGUUCUACAGUCUCGAGCGACUGUCCUGUCUACCAGUAGCUGGUGUUUUGCUCCUCUGGUGUCCUUACCAAUGCCCUUCUGUGCCUCUGUCAUGUAUUGAUCCAUGUGCCCACUUAUCUUAGCUGCAAUGAUGCCUGACAGGAGUUUCCAUGUUGUGGAGAGGCAGGUGAUGGCCAAUAGUUGGAUGGGGCCGUUCCCUUCUGUGGAUCUUUCUGGAUCAGGACUGUCCUGCCUUGGGUCAGCCAUUCUGGGUGGGUCCCGUCUCUCAGCAGUUGGUUCAUUUGUGCUGCCAGGCGGUCAUGGAGUGAGGUCAGCCUCUUUAGCCAGUAGGUGUGAAUCAUAUCCAGGAUGGUGAUGGUCACUGCAUGUUGUUCAGGGAGAUUAAUGCGGUCUGCUCUUAGAUCAGUUCGCCACUGUGCAUUGUUGUUAUACGAUGCUUCUUUCUCCCAUAUGCCCUUCCAGUAUUGUUCAGUCUCCAGCCUUGGUGGGUUUGCUCGGGUAUUAUUACCCUGCCACUGAUAGUACACUUUGGCUGGUUCAGUGGAGAAUAGGGUUGGGUAUCGAGUAUCAAGAAUCGAGUAUCGAUGGGGACCGGGACUAACAUUUCGAUUCUUCCGGUAUCGUUCAAAUAUUCAAAUUUCGAUUCCAAGUUUUGAUGCCAGAGUCCGCCGACCGGAAGAAAUAGCCGCCGAAAAUCAACGAAGAAGAAGCCGCUUAACACCAACGAGGACGGAGCGUAUGAGACGAAGCCAGAUAAAUAAUUUGAUACUAAACACAUAUGAAUGAAGUGUAGGAUCACAUCAAACAUUCUCAUUAUGUUUUAAGUAUCACAUUGAACAUGCUAAAUUACUCUGAAAUGAAACAGAUAGUAACACAUGGAAACUGUGAACAACAAAAGAGUAAACACAUGUGAAUGAACGUCAUCAGGAUUAAGAAUGGAUUCUAAAUACUCACAUUCAGAUUAUUCAAUGACAUUAUAACCACCUAAUGGUUAAAAAUACUAAAUAAACAACUAAAAUAUAAACCAAACAUUUCUAAACUAUUUCUGUUACUUAGAGGAAAGUUAUGAUUCAUAGUCAAUAAAUUUAACUCUUAAAAGUUCAUGAAACAGUCUGAAAAGCUGUUGGUCUAAAGAAACUAAAGAAUAAAGGAUUUAUUCUGUCAGAGUGAUAACUCGGCUUCUGGAGCACAUAGGAAAAUGGGAGACACCUCAUUUUAACACAAAUUUCAUGAUUAGACAGAUUAGUACAUUGCUGAAUGCAUAAGAUGUCAUGAUCAGUCAUUUGUCUUCUUUCACCAAAGGAAUGUAGUUUUUAUCAGUGUAUGGUUGAGCAGGGUUUUACGACCGAGGUCUGGAGGUCAGUGUCCCCCCUUACCUUGGGGUCCGUAUGUUCACACACUUUAAGACGGUAAAUCUCAAAUGGGAGAUCUGGGUUGAAGCGUUAAUGUUUAUUUAGAUGGUCAGCGAUGGAGUCAGUUUGAAAGGUAAUAAAAACUCUGUCUCUGUUCUCCGAAUUGACCAAUCGUGAAGAGUCAGAGGUUUGGUCAACCUCCGGUCGGGUCAUUUAGGUAACCUGAAAGUGCAAACAAGUCUGGAAAGAUUUAUAUCCUGUGUCCUGGGACCAGAUAAGGAAACUUUCCUGUGAGGAAUGUGUGAGUUUCGCACCCAGGGUUGUCUUGAUUGCUACAUAUAUAUACAUAUAUACGUACAUAUGUAUAUAUGUAUAUGUGUAUAUAUGUAUAUAUGCAUAUAUAUGUAUGUGUAUACGUGUAUGUAUGUAUAUAUAUGUAUAUGUAUAUGUACAUAUGUAUUUAAAUAUAUAUAUCUAUGUGUGUAUAUAUAUAUAUAUAUUUAAAUAUAUACACUACAGGCCAAAGGUUUGGAAGCAAGAUUAGAUUUGUACGAAAAAAGAUCAUAGUUUCAUAUAUAUAAUUUAGAAUAGAAUAGAUUAGAAUAUUCCUUUAUUGAUCCCCCAUGGGGGAAAUUUUUUUGCCUCAGCAGCAUCACAGACAAAGGUAGUACAAAAUGCAGUUAUGAAAAUAAAGAUUGUAAUAUUAAGAACUUAAAUAAAUGUUAUAAUUAAAAAAAGUUUAGAAAAAGGAAAAAGGGGAGAAUAAAAUAAAGUAAAAUGAAAUAAAAUAAAACUAUAUGCAAUAUACACAAUUUAAGUACCAGAAAAAAGUAGUGGUGUGAGUCCAGUUUUAUUGCAGUUCGCUGUAAAGUCUUAUUGCAGAAGGGAGGAAUUAUACGAUGGCUAUAUCAUCAGAGAACUUCUGGAGGUGACAGCUCCCAGAAUUGUAGCUGAAGUCGGAGGUGUACAGGGUGAAGAGGAAGGGGGAGAUACACUCUGCUCACACAGAGUGGUGAACCUCUGAGUUCACCACUCUCUGAAUGUCCUUUUUAUACCCAGUCAUGUUCCUAACCUGUUGGAAAUUCACACCCUUAGUUCAAGAAGUUCCUUUAGUUGUUUUUGUAGCAUUGCCAAGAUUUUUACCUGUUUGGUUAUUCUUAUAACUACUUUUGGAAACAGAUUGCUGGUGUCAACUUCAAAAUAAGCAUUUGUCUUCUAUGAAGCAAAAAGAAUAAUAAUUCGACUUUUGAUAUGUUGACUUUGCGCCAUUUUAAAUCAAAUGUAAGGUUUAAAUGUUAUGCAAACAAAGUGUGUAGUAAUUUACGUUUUCCUCAAUGCCUGGUGUUUUUUGUAUGGGGGUUGUAAAUAUGGAUCAAUGGUUGUCAUAUUUUUUGUCACUGUCAAACUAAAACUUCUUUCACCUUCCUCUGUGUGCUAACAGGAAACAACCAAAUCUUCCAAAAGCAGCAUGAAGAAUAGUAACAGCAGCAGCAGUGGAGGAAAGGAUACUACUGCUGCCGAAAACUCAGACGAGGUAAGUGUUUUAAAUAUGGAGAGGGCUGUCAUCUCUGCUUUGGCUGUACACAUGAGCCGGGAGUUCAGGGUCACAUGUUAUGGAGCCUGCAGGGAGAGCUGAAACACUGCGAGUGUUGAUGAGAGGUCAGAUAAACAAGAAACCUAAAUCAUUGUAAAUCAUUGGUAAAGAAGCUUUGUUGAAGAUUAAACAGCAUGGAGACCAGGUCUACAGCUACAUUCUGUGACUCAAUACAGGUGAUCUCACUCUCAGGUGGAGUUACUGCUGCUCUCUAUCAAUGACAGGAGGCCAGCCCUGGCCCUGAUGGACUUAGUCUGCUUCUGUGUCUGGUCUCUUGUUCCGGUCAGACUUUCACAAAGAAGCUGCUGAUCAGGUUCAGGUGUGCUUUACCUGCUGGCUUCUGCUCUGAGCACAGACCAAGUUUAAGUUGUGGUGGGAUUGGAGAUCAUGCUGAUCAGGGUUUCACAUCCUGAGGAGAUGACUUAUUGCGUUAGGCAUGACUAAUCAGAUGUCCUUGUCUGUACUCAUUUUGAUGCCAUGCACAGAGACCAGUAGCUGUGAGACUACUAGACAGGUAGGGUUGGGCAUCAAAUCUUGAGCAUUGAUAGGAAACGGGACUAACAUUCCAAUUCUCUCAGAACUUUAAAAAUUUCAAUUCCAACUUUCAAUGCCAAGUCUGCCAACUGAGAAAAAUAGCAGCCAAACACCAACAAAGAAGAAGCCGCCGAACACCAACGCAGAAAUAGCCAGAGAGAGUGUGUGUGCAUUGCAACCAUAGACUGUAUAUAGAAUGGAUGUGGUCUGCAACCCCGCUGGAUGAAGCCUUCACGAGAGCAGCACCCUCUGGUGAUGGUUUGCAGUAUAGGCCAUUAAUCCCGCCUCCUCCAGCAUUCUCUAUGGAGUUGUGGACAAACUUUAAAAAUUAAUUACACAUAAUAUAAAUUUUUCUCUUCCUGGUUGUGAUGUUGACAUGUAGUUACUGUAAGACUGGUUUGUGCUCAAGUCCUCUUUUUUUUGUUAUUACGGGGUUCAUGUUUUCUAUAAUUGACACUUGAUACAGCCUAUGGGUGUAUGAAGAUUGCGUAGCUCAUCCAGAAUACGUUGUUUAAGCAGAACGUCAUCACAGCUACUCUCCCGCCAAAUGUGAACGUCGCUACUACACAAGUGGUGGUUCCAGGAAGUGGAGAAAAUCCUGGAAAUACAGACAGCAAGCUUCAAAUUCAUAUAAUGACGGAAGGCGGCGCCAAGUUGUCCAUAGUAUAUACAGUCUAUGGUUGCAACCCACAGCAGCGGCAGUCGAAAGUCAUUAUUAAACACCUCCAGAUUCAUAGAGUAGAAAUAACUUAGUGCUUCAUCUUUGACAUGCUGCACUAGUCUUCCUCUAACCAGUCAGAAUCAGAUACACUACAGGCCAAAAGUUUGGAAGCAAGACCAUUACAGGCCGAACAGUUGGGAGUAACUUCAAGUUUUUGGUCACAAUGCUUUUUUAAAAAUCCAGCACGAGUUUUAUGUAUUUUGGGAUGUCACAACUUAAGUGCAAAAGCAAAAAAAAACAAAUCACAGUUGGAUUAUUCACUUUACCGUUUUGGCUUUUGAGAGCCUGCGUACAAAGAUCCUAAUUAAUGUCAACUGCAUUCAAAAUACCGCAGAAAUGGCUAGAAAGAAGCAACUGACUAAAGAAACAAAAGUACAGAUAUGUACAUUGAGGAAAGAAGGAUACACAGAAAGAGAAAAUUGCAAAACGCCUAAUGGUGUCUAACAAAGGAGUCCACUACACUCUGAAGAGACUAGAGGAACCUGGAAGUUAUGAUGAUAGAAAAAGGCCUGGACGAAAGAGAGUUACUACAAAAGCAGAGGAUAAACAUAUCAUUGUCACCAUUAAGAGAGAUCGGCGAAAGAAAGCACCAAAAAAAGGGAGGAAAUCAACAUGAUAAGGUCGAAACCCAUAUCUCUGACAGCCGUGAAAUGACUUUGAGAAAGGCUGGUCUGGUAGUUCUAUGGUAUGGGGAUGUUUUGCAGGUGAUGGAGUAGGAGAUUUGUUUGAAGUAAAGGGUAUCAUGUAGAAGGAACAGUACCACUCCAUCCUCCAGCACCAUGCUGUUCCAUCUGGACCAAGACUUGUGGCUCAUAAGUUUGUUUUGCAGCAAGACAAUGACCCUAAGCAUUCUGCCAAGCUCUGUCAGGGUUACCUAGACAAAAAAGAAGAGGAAGGAGUUCUUUAGAAAGAUGGGUUGGACCCCUCAGUCUCCAGACCUUUUUGCCAAUUGAGCUUGUGUGGGAUGAUUUGGAGCGAUCAGUCAGAAAGACGCGUCCCACGAAUCAGCAGUCUCUUUUUAAUGAACUUAAGAAAGCUUGGAAUGCAAUCCCUGGAACAUACCGUAGAGGCUUGUGGAACGAAUGCCUGGUAUAUGUCAAGCUGUUGUUAAAGCCAGAGGAGGUUACUUUAAAGAAAGCAAAGUCUAAGCAACAAUAACUAAAAUACCUAAUAAUUAUAGUCAAAAUGUCUUCUGAUAAGUUACUCUUUACACAAUAGUCAUGUUUAUUGUGUUGCAAAGUAUAUUAAUAAAACUAUGAUAUUUUUUUGUACAAAUCUGAUCUUUCUUCCAAACUUUUGGCCUGUAGUGUAAGUAAAACAAUAAAUUGAAUCUGUCACCUCUCUACCUUAAAAGGUGUGAAUGAAGAAGAAGUGCACUUCUAUUUCCAGCUUCAUAUUUACAACGCCAUGUUCUAUCCUGUUUUAUCUUUUAUUUAUUUAUUUCCUUGUUUUCUUGUGUUUUGGCCAUAACUUCUGAGUUUCCUAUUUCCUGCGAGCGUCAUUACGUGACCAUAUGCUCUUGGGCACUUGGGCAAAACGAAUAAUCUUCUAGCCUAUAAACCAAAUACGAUCCAGUCAGUUGUUUAUGCAGCAUCAAUCGUAUUGUCAAUUGGCGUAGACCAUCUCCUACAAUCGAAUCCGAACAUUUAAUAUGAUCCGAGUGAAUUGGAUCUGCUAAGGUGUUUACGUGACACAUUUUAAAUCUGAUGGAGCGUAUAAUAUGAUUGUCGGUAGGAUUUUAUGAUCCAUGUAAAUGCAGCUACUGAUGGAGUUUUUCAGGUAUUUCAUUCAACAAAGUUUUCUUAUCUGGGGUUUGUUCUUAGCUAACAACAAAAUCUUAGAUCACUCUAAAACACAUUUGGGUAGUGAUGCACGAUAUGAAAAAUUUCAACCGAUACCGAUAACCGAUAAUUUUCUUCUUCUCAUGGCCGAUACCGAUAACCGAUAAAUUCAUAUUUUUACAUUUAUUAUAAUCUUCAUAUAAUCUGCAGUUUGUGCAGGAUGCAGUGAUUGAAAACUGAUGUUUUUGUUGCUCUGGCCUAUCUAGAACAACAGACAAAAGUUUUUGGCUCUUCAAAUGUGGUCAUUUGCUGUAAAUAACAAUAACAGAGCAAAAAGCAGAACUUCAUUUGAUCCCCUGAACUGUUCAACAGAACUGUAAACUGUAAAGGAGCUAUUAUGAGACGUUAGGCUUAGCAUGCUGACCGGACUAACAUCUGACGUCCAUAUGUCUGUGGUAAAACUCACGUGUAGUCCGUUCUUGUCGAUCAGGUUGUGAAUGUAUGUGGCGACAAUAUCAUAGAGUGCAGGAAGAGACACAUCCGAGAAGAAGCGGCGGCUUGGGAGAGUGUAACGUGGCUCCAAGUGUGCUAUUAACUUGCGAAAACCCGGGUUCUCAACGACGGAAAAAGGCUGGUCGUCGACCGCUAUGAACUCCAUCACUUUGUCGUUAAUGGCUUUAGCCUUUUCGCUGUCUCUUGAGAAGCUUUUGCAGUUUUCAAACGCCUGCUGAAUGGGGACAUCGAUCCUCCGUAGUGCUGUUGUCUUAGCUUUAGUACCGCUAGCAGCUUCGGCGGCUGUCUCAUAGUCUUUUAAUACCGCUUCGCCGCGAUGGCGACUUUUCAGAUGAGCUAUCAGAUUCGUUGUGUUAAAACUUGACGCCUUCUUUCCUCCUCUUGGAAUCCUCGCUGAAUAGGUUUUGCAUAUAGCAAUGCUGUUGUCAUCUUCUGCCACUGAGAGAAACGACCAUGCUGGUGAAGACAUUUUAUUAUCUGUCAGGUAGUGACGGGGUCAGGCUUGGGACCUGCGAGUAAGGCGCGAUAGAUGACGUAACCAGCGCGUCUCGGACGGGCGGCUACUCCGCCUGCAAACGUUACUCGUAAUUUCAUUAAUAUAUCGGAUCUUUCUAUCGGAAAAAUGCACCUAUCGGGCCGAUAAAAAAUGACGUAAUUUCCCCCCAAAUCGGCCGAUAUUUUAUCGGUCCGAUAAAUAUCGUGCAUCCCUACAUUUGGGUGCUUUAAUUUCAGUAGAAGAAUUUUUUUUUUUUCAGUCAAUCAAUGUUUAUAUUUAUCAAGUUAUAGUGGAGAGCAAGAACUUUCUUUAACAGACACAAACCUGGAGCAGAACCAGACUCAUGUUAGACAGUCUUCUGCUGAGACCGAACUGGGUUUACAGAGGAGAGAGAGGGAGAUGGAGAAAGAGAGAGAUGGACAGAGGAGAGACUGAUAGAGGGAGAUGAAGAAAGAAAGAGAGAGCCAGUGUCUCAACAUUAUUAAAAGGCAUUUAUUUACACAGAGGACUUAAAUUUCAUUCAUAAAAUGUUUGAAACUUCUAAAUGCUGAAAUGUUUACCUUAAAAAAACACUGAUGUGAAAAAAAUUUCUUCAAAAUUUUAGGGUCAGAGAUCAUCCUCAAUUUUACUGGUUUGGGUAUUUAGACAGGGGAUCAUUGAACAUUACAUAUUAAACCAGUUAUGUAUAAGAUUAGAUCAGACAAUAGUAUAUGUUACAGUAUAGAGAUCAGUUUGUUAUGCUGAAAGGAAAGCUCAUCCAGGCCGGUAAUAACUGACUUGUACACAUACACUCACCGGCCACCUUAUUAGGUACACCAUGCUAGUAACGGGUUGGACCCCCUUUUGCCUUCAGAACUGCCUCAAUUCUUCGUGGCAUAGAUUCAACAAGGUGCUGGAAGCAUUCCUCAGAGAGCUUGGUCCAUAUUGACAUGAUGGCAUUACACAGUUGCCGCAGAUUUGUCGGCGGCACAUCCAUGAUGCGAAUCUCCCGUUCCACCACAUCCCAAAGAUGCUCUAUUGGAUUGAGAUCUGGUGACUGUGGAGGCCAUUUGAGUACAGUGAACUCAUUGUCAUGUUCAAGAAACCAUUCUGAGAUGAUUCCAGCUUUAUGACAUGGCACAUUAUCCUGCUGAAAGUAGCCAUCAGAAGUUGGGUACAUUGUGGUCAUAAAGGGAUGGACAUGGUCAGCAACAAUACUCAGGUAGGCUGUGGCGUUGCAACGAUGCUCAAUUGGUACCAAGGGGCCCAAAGAGUGCCAAGAAAAUAUUCCCCACACCAUGACACCACCACCACCAGCCUGAACCGUUGAUACAAGGCAGGAUGGAUCCAUGCUUUCAUGUUGUUGACGCCAAAUUCUGACCCUAACAUCCGAAUGUCGCAGCAGAAAUCGAGACUCAUCAGACCAGGCAACGUUUUUCCAAUCUUCUAUUGUCCAAUUUCGAUGAGCUUGAGCAAAUUGUAGCCUCAGUUUCCUGUUCUUAGCUGAAAGGAGUGGCACCCGGUGUGGUCUUCUGCUGCUGUAGCCCAUCUGCCUCAAAGUUCGACGUACUGUGCGUUCAGAGAUGCUCUUCUGCCUACCUUGGUUGUAACGGGUGGUUAUUUGAGUCACUGUUGCCUUUCUAUCAGCUCGAACCAGUCUGGCCAUUCUCCUCUGACCUCUGGCAUCAACAAGGCAUUUCCGCCCACAGAACUGCCGCUCACUGGAUAUUUUUUCUUUUUCGGACCAUUCUCUGUAAACCCUAGAGAUGGUUGUGCGUGAAAAUCCCAGUAGAUCAGCAGUUUCUGAAAUACUCAGACCAGCCCUUCUGGCACCAACAACCAUGCCACGUUCAAAGUCACUCAAAUCACCUUUCUUCCCCAUACUGAUGCUCGGUUUGAACUGCAGGAGAUUGUCUUGACCAUGUCUACAUGCCUAAAUGCACUAAGUUGCCGCCAUGUGAUUGGCUGAUUAGAAAUUAAGUGUUAACGAGCAGUUGGACAGGUGUACCUAAUAAAGUGGCCGGUGAGUGUAGGUAUAUGAUGGUUUAUCUGUGCUAUGGCAGUCACUUGGCAGCAACAGAUUUUAGAAUACAAUUACAGUCAAAUGAUGUUUUUUUUAUGUCCCACUUCACUGAGUGUGCAUCUUUUCCUGUUUAAGUGCAGCUUUUCUAAACAACCUCUACCUUCAUUUGGAUUUUGAUUUGUGAAUACUAAAUAUCUCUCCUCUUCCUCUCAAUCCUGUAAUUUCUGUGGGGAUGUCUCUGCACUCUCACACUCUUAGACGAAUGGUCAAGGGGAGUUCUCCUUUACCAGUUCAAGAAAUUUGGCACAAAUGGCAUUUAUCAAUGUAAGAAAUCAGCUGUGAACAUUUCAGAGCAGUUAACUGAAUCUUCUGGAAAAUAUCCAGAAAAACUUUAAGACGUGACUGAGGUCCUCUGAGUGAGUCCCUCUGAUCAGUGAGUGCAGAUAACAGUGGACAGAGCAGAUUUAUGUGAAGUUCUGCAGACAAGCAGCCUUCUUCUGCAUGGGGUUAAAGACAGUAAAUGACUCCUUUUAACAUGUUUACCUACUGACUAUGAGCAUCGACAGGGCCAUUUACUGCUUGCCACUGUAGUAAACUGGACCAUGACAGAUUAGUACUGCUGUCUUACUACUUCGUUUUUUCAUUGUUAUGUCCUCUCCUCCUCUGUUUUCCCUGUCUUAAACACAUUCUGACUUUUACUCACCAACCUUUCUUACUUUGACAUUUGUUUGGUUGUUUGUUUGUCUGCGCAGUCUCAGCAGCAGCAGAGUGGCAGUAAGCGUCCCAGUAACAGCACACCUCCUCCCACUCAGCUCAACAAAAUCAAAUACUCUGGCGGUCCUCAGCUGGUGAAGAAGGAGCGCCGCCAGAGCUCAUCCCGUUUCAGCCUGACCAAGAACAGAGAGCUGCAGAAACUGCCUGCUCUCAAAGGUAACAACCACAAUUACCAGACCCUAACUCCCUUCAGCAGUAAUCUGACGAGGAUUUAUUUCACUUUAUAAACAGAUAUCUCCAUUCCAUAAAUGCAUCCAAAGUUUUGUUCUUUAAUGGAAAAGAUCACCAGGUACUUAAAGACAACAUACCAUAAAAGAAAUGAACGGAUAAUAGGAUCUCAGACAGAUAUAUUGGGGACAGUGUGGCAAAUUAGUAAGUGGGAUUGCAAAGCAUUCCCACUAUAUGUUAUUCAUAUCUUUAUUUUUAUUGAGUGGGUUUGCGAAGCAUUCCCACUAUAUGUUAUUCAUAUCUUUAUUAUUAUUAAGUGGAAAUGCUGAUGAAAGGGGACCUGCCAUCAAAAAUGUAAUUUUGUGUGUUUUUUGUGUCAGAUAAGGUCCAUAUUCUGUUCGUUUUAUGUUGUAAAUGUGAAAACAAACCGUUAAGUCGUUGGCAUUCUGUAAAGGUUUAAAAUAAAGAAACGGGUAAACCAGGCCAAUUGAAAAAGCAGGUCCUUCUGACGUCACGCCGACCUUGCUCAUUGUUAUUCACGAGCGCGUCCUUUGUGAGCCGCGCCCACUCUCUCGUUCUCAUACCCAGUCACAGUCAACAUCACUCUCCAGCCAGAGCGAGACCCAGCUACCACUGUAUCCGCUAUGGGUCUCUUCCAAACGACCGGUGUUUCCUUGGGUUCACUGCCGGGAAAAUGAACUUAAAGCUGGGCAGAAUGAACGAAAACACCGCUGGAGAUCUCCAGCUUCUUCUUCAACUUCCACCUCCUCUUCGGACUCGGGGUCUAAAAUAUAUGGUUUAAUACCUGCCAUUUUUAGCCUUUAGCAUAAGGUGACCAGACGUCCCCGAUUUCCGGGGACAGUCCCCGAAUUAGAUGACCUGUCCCGGCCAAAAGCUGUCCCCGAAAAUGUCCCCGAUUUAAGCGUUUCAUGAAUGAGAGCAAAAAUGUUGCGUGUGGGCUCGAACAACGGUUAUUACAGUAGCCGAAUAGGUAGGAAGCACAAGUAAGCAGUCCUGAACAACAGUUCUUACGGGGGUUAUUGCAAGGGGCAUGCGCUGCUACUAAAUAGUACCGAGAUUUUGUCUGUGAUCACACAGCCCCUGCAGGAUUAUGAAAAAAUGAUAAAAAUGGGUAUGGCAUUUUGAUGGCAGGUCCCCUUUAAAGGCUACAUUUCUGAUCAGAACACAGUCACCUCUCAAAUUAUUGAUCACAAUUAUUGACCACAAUGCUGCACUUCUGGGCUUGAAGCUGAUCAUUGCUAACAGUGACACAGAGCAGUUGGCCAGACGUAAACCCAGCAUUAAACUAAAGUGAAUGGAACAAAAACUUAAUUUAAGCUCCUUUCUUAGCAGUUUGGUCGGGUUAUUGAAAAUUGUGUUGGAGUAUAUUUCCAGAUUCAGCUGUAAGUUCAUAACUCUGCAUUGAUCAUAGCCUCCCUGCAGACUGUUAACCACUAAACUCAACCAGGAGACCUGAAGUAAAGAUGUAGGAGUCUAGGAGGACUGUCCACCUAUGUGGAGCACACACAUCUGUGACCCGUCCACCACUUUCUUAGUAGAGUGUGCAGCCCAAUCUUCUUCUGUGGUAUCAGCAGCUGACCCUCCUCCUUCUCUUCUUCCUCUCCUCCUCAGACUCCCCCAUGACAGAGCGUGAAGAGCUGUUUGUCCAGAAGCUGCGUCAAUGCUGUGUCCUGUUUGACUUUGUCAGCGACCCGCUCAGCGACUUGAAAUACAAAGAGGUGAAGAGAGCCGGACUCAACGAGAUGGUGGAGUACAUCACACACAACAGUGACGUGGUGACUGAGUGCAUCUACCCAGAGGCCGUGCUCAUGGUGAGACACACACUUGUUUAAUCCAUCCUUCAUCCUUGUUCUCUGACAGUUUUUGUGACAGUUCUCCCUGGGAUAUGUAUGAAGUGAUGGACCAAAGAAUCAAAGACAAGUUUGUAUCUGACAAAAAACAAGUAUCUGAUCUUUUACCUCAGAUAGAGCAUGAAGAUUACUGUAAACAAAGUCACACAACUUCAAGACAUGUAUUGAGAGUUUUACUUCUGAAUAAAAUUACUUGCCUCCUGAAACACUUCAAGAUCCAUCUGCAAGGCACUGUCUGCUGAGAUUAAUUCUUAUCAUGUCAAUUUGGAUUACUUCAAAACCUGCGAUAGAAGACACACCACUACAGGGUUUCCCCUGCAUGUAAUUGAUCUUGAGCCACACCAUGGCAUACAGAAUCCCAGGAGACAUUGGCCCUCAUUUAUCAAGCUUGCGUAUGGCAGAAAAACGAUGAACAGCGCUGCCACCGUCCGCUAUUCCGCGGCAGCGCUGUUCAUUGCCACCAUAAUCCUGCUCCAUACAGGAGUUUUCUGUACUGCUUUUAUCCCAGUUUUGAUGCUUCCAAAGAGAAAAUCCUUGUUAGUUUCCCCCACAGAUGUGAGGAUAUCCACUUUCAGCUCUGAAAAGUUUUGAAUCUUUCUAAUAUUUCUCCUCUUUCACGUUUGACCUCAGUGGGCGAGGCUUCUGAACCAUGAAUAUUUAAGGACGUAAACAUGUUAAUGACGAUCGAUUUCAGCCGCCGCACUUUUCAAGACCCGAUCAUACGUACGCUGGGAUUGGUCAGAUAUGAACCCUUUCAUAAAUCUCACGUGUGUCCCAUCGUACCAUGAAUCCUGCGCUCAGAUCUGCACAAGUUUGAUAAAUGAGGGCCAGUGUGUUUUAGAGAGAGAGAAAAAGGUCAGAACUUUUCUCCUACGUGAUGAUUUAGACACAUUUGGUAAAGUCCACAGCUUUUGGUUACUUUGCAGCUGUGCACCUAUUUCUGAUAUUAUCUCUUGGAACUGUGUGGUGUUGGCAAUCCUACCAGCCACCAGGAUCGUUGAGCUGUUAGUCAUUUUCAGGAAACUGUGGUAAAUGUUCGUCAGGUUUUAUUUCUUGUGUCAUUUGUUGUUUUGUCAAGAUUUAGUGGCAGGAAAUCAGUUUCCAUUUUCGUCUCAUAUCAGACAGGGUUCACUUUAGUCUGUUUGGUCAAAACUUUUUAAAGGGUUUUGCGAUAGAUUUUGUAAAACAUUUUUUUCUCCUGGUCCAAAGAAUUUCAGUGGAAAGACAGAAUGUCUUUAGUCAUCUUGGUUGAAAAUGCCUUUACAACAGGGAUUUCAAUUUUCAUUGUCAGUUUACUCAUCAGCUGUGUCAUCGUGUUGACUCAGUCGUGAAAACUUAUAAACAUUUUUGUCGACAAAAUCAAUGAAGGUCAUAAUCAUGUGUUUUAAGAAAACAGUGGUGUGCUGUAAAUUAACAAAAAGUGCUGGUCUGAUUGUAUAGAGAAGUGACCAGCAGAGGGGGGUGGUGCAAAUCUUGGAAAACUGGUGAGUUUGACCAUUUUUCUAAAUUCCACUGGAGGCUAUGCUCACCUGCUGAAUGUUAGCUGGAAGGAUAGCAAUGAUAAACGUCUACACAUCUGCAUGGACACUACAUUGCGAAAUAGAAAAGAAGUCCAAAUGCCAAUACGCAGAAAGCCCCCUCAAAAGCAGAUGUAGGUGCUGGUGUGACUUAUAUUCUGGAUUCUAAGGUGAUAGGUUUGCCAGAAUUUUUGUGUUAACAGUCUUUUACGAAGAAAAAGUUUUCUCACAGAAUGAUUUUUGUUUAUUUCUUGUGUUUGUGCGUGUGUGUUUAGUUUUCCGUGAACUUGUUCCGGACUCUCCCUCCAUCCUCCAAUCCGACUGGAGCUGAGUUUGAUCCUGAGGAGGAUGAGCCCACACUGGAGGCUGCCUGGCCUCACCUGCAGGUACGCUUAGGGUUGGUGGUUUGCCUUUCUGACUGUGUGCAGGUGUGCACAGACCUCACAUUUCAUACAACAGUUCAUAUCACAAUCAGAAGCUGCUUGAAAAUUUGAAUUGGAAGAUGUUGACCCUCUGAUCUUUUUGCUCUGGUUUUUGUAAAUCUGCAUAUUUACCUUCUUGUGGUGCUAUGGUGUGGUUGUGUUUACAGUAAGCGUCAUGUCUGCUGUGUCUUUGUCUUCACAGCUUGUCUAUGAGUUCUUCCUUCGCUUCCUGGAGUCUCCAGACUUUCAGCCAAAUAUUGCCAAAAAAUACAUUGACCAAAAGUUUGUACUGUCGGUAAGCAGUGACCUCUAAGGCUUGUGAUGAGAUGUGCUGAUGCGUAACUUCAAACUUCAGAGCCUUGACUUAUUGUGUGGUGAUUGUGUUAAAGCUGCUGGAGCUGUUUGACAGUGAGGAUCCCAGAGAGAGAGACUUCCUGAAGACAAUCCUUCAUCGGAUCUACGGCAAGUUCCUCGGCCUGCGUGCCUAUAUCCGCCGCCAGAUCAACAACAUCUUCUACAGGUCAGGACAUAAACUAUGAGCAUUAGACACACAACAACCACUAAAAAGACAACAGAGUGGAAAUCACUCAACAUAUAAGAGCUUAAAAAAUCUUUCUACUUGGUCUGGUUUUACUCUGAGUUCAUGCAUGUUAAAGAGGUUUCACUUACUUUUGUUACUUGCUAGAUUCUGCAAAGUGUUUUUCUUGUAUUUAAAAACAAUGAAAGUAAAUCUUUUAGCACAGUUAAAAAACGGUGUUCCACAGGGUUCGGUUUCAGUACCUCAGAAAUUCACUUUGAACAUGUACAUAGAAAUGAAAGUUUACUUUAGAUGUCUUCCUCUUGUUUUUAACUUCAGAAUGAUUCAGUUCACCUGUCCACACUGAUGUACAGGUAGAUAGAAAUAGUUCAGCUUAGGGUAAAUCUAGUGAUCCCAGUCUGUCUGGCCUAAUGCUGUUGUUGUUUCACAGAUUUAUCUAUGAGACAGAACAUCACAAUGGCAUCGCUGAGCUCCUGGAGAUACUUGGGAGGUAAAACCUGCUCAAGCACACUCACACAUGCAUGCUCACGUAAAUGUACACACAUUGGUACGUGAUCUGGACAACACUCCAAACUAAUGAUGUUGCUUGAACAGAAACUUAAAUUCUGACUGACCGACCACUCUGAAGGUAGAAAAACAUCCAAAAAACUGUCAAGACUCCACAGAGCUUAACAAAAGAUAACUGAGUCCGAGUGGAGUGUGGCUAAGGUUAGCAGAGCUCGCACCACCAUCCUUUAGUCCUUUUUGCAGGCUGUUGUCCAUUUGCCCAUGCCUAUCACUCAUUGCUCUGCUUUAGCUGACAUAUACCAGUUGACACAGCCUACAUACAACUUUACCUCCAUUUUCUACAUCAAAAUACAGACACACCACACAAAGCCACCAACUGCCAUCUCUGCUUGUCUCAUUAUAGCGUUAUGGCUGCUGGCAUUUACCAGUUAACACACUAUAGCUUAAACACAACAUAAGAUCAGUGUUUCAGAGCAAUGGCAAUAGAAAGAUUCAUAAUUUGUUUAAUCGAUCAGUAAUUCCGCGUACUGUACAGUAUAUGCUUAUCCAUAACAUGGUCAUGUUCAUUCAGCACUGCUCACAAUAUCACAGCCUGGGUCACACUGAAAGACUCUCUACUGGGACUGAUUAUCUGUGGUGGGAGGCUGAUAUGAUCUGUACCUCAACCCUCUUUGUUAAAGAUCCAUCGGCAGCAAUUACUGAUGUGUGAUACAAGAUAUGGAGUUCACCCCAAAUCCUGAUGAAGAGUAACUCAGUUUGAUUAUUUAUUCAUCAAGAAUAUCAAAGACUUUUUUACCAGUCAUGUGUAAAUGUUCAGUUUCAGUGCACUUUGAUAUGAAUGGCUCACACACUUAGGGAUGCUCAAGGUUAACAAGAACAAUAAAGAGGAUUAUAAAGAAACUGAGCGUAACGCUUUGUUAGGGUUGGAAAUGGAAAUAAAAACAUGUUGUGGAUAUGAUUAGUACAGAAUUGAGUACAACCUACUUUGAGCCUUGACAAACAGAACCAACAGUUUUAACAAAUGUCUUCUUUAACAUGUCUGUUAUUGUCUUUUCUCUGUCAGCAUCAUCAACGGCUUCGCUCUCCCACUCAAAGAAGAACACAAGAUGUUUCUGAUCCGAGUUCUACUGCCUCUCCAUAAAGUCAAAUCUCUGAGCGUCUACCACCCUCAGGUCAGAGUCCAUCUCUCCAUCUGUCUUUCUGUCCAUUUGUCUGUUCUGUCUCUAUUAUUGAAGACAACAUUAGUCUAAUCUGAACUCUCCCUGCAGUUGGCGUACUGUGUGGUCCAAUUUCUGGAGAAAGACAGCAGCCUGACCGAGCCGGUAAGUCUGCACCUGAAUCCCCUCCUGUUUCAAUAACAACACUUCCACACUUUCAGUCCCACUCCGAUGUUAUAUUUUUUUUUUAUUUUUUUUUUUACUACUUAAACUGUUCUCAGUGGUCUUUAAAUUGUCAUUGUGAAGUUUUUAGCCAAAAUCAUGUUUCCUGUGUCAUUUUUAAUAGCUUUUCUUCUGCAGAGCUUCAGUAGCUCCUUAGCAAUUCACCUCUGAGUUGUGGGAGCUCUGCGCACUCCUGUUCAUGCUAGCUUGUAGCCUAACAUUCUGGCCUGCAGAGCGAGGCUCCGGGGGCGGAGCUUGGACUUGUGACAUAGAAAGGGUUUCUCAUGUAAAAUGAAAUUGGCCUUCAAUUCGGAGGCCUUGUUUUUAACUGAGCUUUUGUUUUUAUUUGCUUUUAUUUCCAUGUACUGAUGUUCUGUGCUUUUCAACUGUUGUCAAAGCACUUUUUAAACUUUUGUUUUUAAAAGUGCUGUAUAAAUAAAAUUAUCAUUAUUAUUAGAAAAUCCCAUUGUGUCUGAACCUGACGUUUGGGUCUGCUAGAGGUUCACAGUGACUUGAAUGCAGAAACACUUUGAAAUGAGAUUUUGCUCUUAGUUUUCUCAUGAUAUGUCCUGUGUCAUCAGAAAAAUGCCCCAUGAACAUGUAGACAAUGAGAAAAACAUGAUUUUUGUGGGAUUGGGUCUUUAAAAAUGUGCCGCAGUUUAGUAAUGCAUGUAGGCUGAACAACUUGAUAUAUCCUCUAAUGCCUGCAGGUGAUCAUGGGUCUUCUCAAGUUUUGGCCUAAGACUCACAGUCCAAAAGAGGUGAUGUUCCUGAAUGAGCUGGAGGAGAUCCUGGACGUCAUUGAGCCGUCAGAGUUUGUCAAAGUGCAGGAGCCGCUCUUCAGACAGCUUGCCAAGUGUGUGUCCAGCCCACACUUCCAGGUACUAAGACUUGAUCCAUAACCUAAACUUGGACAUAAUCAGUAACAGAACUACAGUAGAAACCUUCAUCCCGAAUGAAAACCAGAACCUAAGUCCACCUUAAACUAUCUGGGGUCCUUGUAAGGUUUACAUCCGGACAAUAAAACCAGGUUUUGACUGUGAGUUAGGGUAAGGGUUACGGGUUAGGUUUGGUUUUUGGAGCACUACGGGGGGCACGGGCACAGGGGGAAUAAGAAGUAUAAAAUAUACUUAAUAGGCUAGGAGUCAGGGUUAGGGUUGGGGUUAGGGGUUAGGGUUAAAGGGUUAGGGGUUGGCGUUAAAGGGUUAGGGCUAGGGGUUAGGGGUUAGGGUUACGGGUUGGGGUUAGAUUUAGUGGUUGAGACUGGGGGUCUCUUUGUGUUCAUUGCAAAGAGACUGUGGGCUCUAUUUUUGUGCCUCGCUGGAGACGUGCCGCAGGCGCGGCGUAAGUCAGGUCCGCCGCGCUGACAAGGCGUUCCCAAGCACAAUUUGGUAUUUUGGUGAGCGGCGCAGCCCGGCGUAAGUAUCCCCCCUCUCUAACUCAGCUCCUCCCAGCGGCGUAAGUCGUAGGGAGGGAGGAGAGAGGGCGUGGAGUGAUUUUAACACAGCCGAGACCUGUAUUGACCAAUAACAUCAGCUCCUCUCCUCGCCUUUAAAUCUGCCACCGGCGUGGCGUAUUACAAUUUUCGUGAAGAACUCAAAAAGAUCAAGAGAUGUCUGAAGACAGCAGUGCCACGCGAUGGUGACAGAAGGCAGCUCCUCAACAAGUGUCACUGUAAGCGCUGCAGAGGGCGUCCUCCACACUCUCUCAUAUAAGCACCCUUUUCCACAAAUAAAGACACUCACAUAAAGUUGCAUAUAUUUAAACCUCACGUGACAAAGGUGGGUUGUGCGCACAGAUCACUACAUAAAUUCCAAUAAUGGCAUUAAAAUCGGAACCAUCUGUGCGUAAUGACGCAUCGUGCUCCGUGGCGUGGCUCUUUCUUUCAUAGAUGUUGGCAUAUAAAAUAAAUUUGGCUCACAAAACUGAAUAUUAUAAUAUUCGUAUGUAGGCUUAAAGUAAAUAACUCAUCUGAUCACUGAAACAAGUCAUCUGUUCAGCCGCCGCAGCAGCAGCAGGACGGGGACAGGACACGGAGACAUGUCCAGGUCGAGCUGCGCGAGAAAUAAGAGGAAGAGGAAAAAAGAAAAGUAGGGAGAUGAAUUACAUAUCUUGUUAACUUCAUCAUGUGUGUCUAUUUACUAGAUAUUUUAUUUCAUUUAAGGCGGUUUCAGCUGUGUUGAUUCGGUCAGGUUGUGUGUCCAAACGCGUGCCAAACGACCUCAUUAAAUCAGAUAUAGAUCAGAAUAUAUCCAUAUAGAUAUAAAUGUAUGUGCUGACUCAGAUUAUUGGUUGUUGAUGAUUAUUUAUUGCACUGAAAUGUGCCUGACACUGUGAAACCUGCCGGUGAGGCAUCGGUGACAUAUGCCGAUAUGCCGACGGUCUACCAAAAUACCAUUAGACCAGCUGCGCUCCGCCUGCGCUGAAAGCUGACCAGGUUUAAAUUGGCGAGCUUUCAGCGCACUUUAUACGCCACCGGCGAGCACGAAAAUGUCACCGCGCCAGCUGAUUCUGUCGACACCUCCCUCUGCCUUGCCACCACGCCCAGCUUGGCAGACCUCGGUGCGCCUCAGUCCAUGAAAAUACCAAACUAGCUGUACGCCGGGCUCCGCCAGAUGGAAAUACCACUGUGCGGGGUCCGCCACCCUUCGCCGCAUCACCAGCGGACAGGAAAAUAGAGCCCUGUAUAUAAAAAUGUAUCAGUCAUUUGUAAUGGCAUUUGAAGUUAUGUUGUACCUGUGUCACCAGAAACUCCUCACUAGAUAAAAACUCACCAUCGUCGUUUGCAUUAUUCUUAGGCAACAAACAAACACAAACACCUCACCUUUUUGUGUGUGUGUGUGUGUGUGUGUGUGUGUGUGUGUGUGUGUGUGUGUGUGUGUGUGUGCCUGCCCCAGGUGGCAGAGAGAGCACUGUAUUACUGGAACAAUGAGUACAUCAUGAGUCUGAUCAGUGACAAUGCUGCUAAGAUCCUCCCCAUCAUGUUCCCUGCGCUCUACAAGAACUCCAAGAGCCACUGGAACAAGUAAGACACACACACACACACACACACACACACACACACACACACACACACACACACACACACACACACACACACACACACACACACACACACACACGCACAAAUAAACACAAACAUCAGAAGUGACAUAUGAACACAGCAGACUCUGUGAGCUUCUGAUGGUCUGUAACAGGAUCAGUUCUCUGUGUUCAGGUCAGUAAAGCAGUAAAGGCAUAGAAACUCAUCCCACGACCUGAUUGAGAACACUUCAAACUUUGACACUUUGUGUAAAGUGAACAAAAGUUGUAAAAGUCAUAAUGUUGUAAAAUACUUUUCACCAAAACUCCUAUUUGCAUACUUAGAUCUAAACACAUGGUCAUUGGCUGCCAGUGUGACUAAAAACAAUGCAGCACAUGGAAAAGGAGUUCUUGGCUGGAAUUCAUUCAUCACUUGUGCUCGUUACUUGUCUGAAGAGUUCACUGUCACACCCAGAGAUAUGUGUGGGGAUUUGACAGAGACUGCUGGUUCGUGUUGAUUUUUAGACUCAUAUUUUGUGUCUCAGAGUGUAAGAGUGUUUCUGCUGAUCUGCAGGACGAUCCAUGGUCUGAUCUACAAUGCUUUAAAGCUCUUCAUGGAGAUGAACCAGAAGCUGUUUGAUGAUUGCACGCAGCAGUACAAGGCUGAGAAACAAAAGUAAGUGACCCAGACAUCCCACAGAACACUGACAGCUCUUUCACAAAGACAUGACCUCACUUUUCAGUAUAACUUUGUGCCAGAAAUAACAGUAAAGUGUCACCUUUACUGAAUGAAGAGGCUCAGAACAUGUAUUUUGUCUGCAGAGAGAAAUAUAAGCUGAAGGAGAGAGAGGAGAUCUGGCAUAAGAUAGAAGAGCUGGCUAGACAGAACCCACAGGUACUCCUCACCUGUCUUUACCAUGUAACUCAAAUCAAGUCAUUCAGUUAAGUUUCUGGGAUUAUAUGUAUGUGAUAUCUUGUCUUUUAGAGCAAUAAGCUACACCCACUCCGCCCUGGACUCCAUCCACAGGAUGAGGUCAGUGUUUAACUCUUGUCAGUCUUUUUGUGCUCAGACACUUGUGAUCUUUGGAGGUAUGAUGUUGUCCUGUAAAAGUUUAAUCAAAACAAAGAGUCAAGAUUCAUGUCUUUACGUCUCUGGACAAAGCAUCAAAACAGCAGAGCCUCUUCCUUAGCUGCAGGGUGCAGAGAGAGAUUAAAGCGGGAUAAAAACUUUUUGAAAAAGUUAUUAAAAGGAAUGAAAUUUUAUCAGGAAAACAUUGAUACAAUAAUAAAAAGAGAAAGACGAAAGAGAAUAGACAUAUCUUUUUUUUAAAGUGAAAAUUUAAAUUAUGAGUAUGAGUCUCUCAGAAGGAAAGAUGGGAAGAGGUUCACCACUCUGAUAAAGAGUCUGCAUGAGCAAACUGUUCAACAGUGUUCCUGAAUGUCAAAUGUCAUCCUCACACUUCUGGUAAGAAAGAAAGAAAAAACAAAUUUGAUCCAAAAUGGUUUUCUUUUUGUUUUUUGUUUUAUGUUUGGAUAAACACAAACUCCCUCACAGGUAGAGAUUUGUUCCCCCUUUGGGAUAGGGCAACCUAUGGCAACACAGUUUAAACACACUUCCACCAGCUGGCUAAUAUGAUAUAUGAUUGAUUAUUGAUCUGUCUGUAAGACUAAGCGUGUGUUUUCUGACAAGUAAUCUCCAUGCCCUGUGUUUGCAGUACAUGCUGUACAGUGACAGUAAUACAGUGACUGUGUACUCAAUGGAAACAGAGACCCCAACAGCCGAAGAUAUCCAACUGCUGAAGAAGACUGUGGAGAGUGAGGCCUCCCAGGUACUGAGCCAGUGCAAUCAAUCAAUCAGUCAGUCAGUCAGUCAGUCAGUCAGUCAGACACUCAUGUUAAUCUGUAGUAACAUCUAAGUCAUUGCUGCAGACUGUGGUUAUAAGGUUUAAGUUUUGUGCAUUGGACUGGAAAUAGAAACAAAAGCAGAAAGUCCGUACUGAACUAACAGCACCAUCAGAAAGGCUCCUUUAUUUACCUUUUGUUAACUUCAGUUUAACCCUCAUGAAUUUUUUCAUUUGUGCCAGGGCCUAAAAGAUCUGAAGAAGGACAAGGUCCUGAUGAGGAGGAAGUCAGAGCUGCCACAGGACGUCUACACCAUCAAAGCUUUGGAGGCUCACAAGAGAGCUGAGGAGUACCUGACAGCUAACCAGGAGGCUCUCUGACCGGGGGAGGCGGCCCCCUCCGAGCCUGAACCCACCCCCCUCCUUUGCGUCUCUCUGGGGAGGAAGUUGAAGCUGUCGUGAAGAAACUGGUCUGGGGUCAGAUCAGGACGGAGCCAAUGCUGCGUUCAAAAGAAAACAAAGAAACCAGACUUCCUCACCUCUGACCCCUGGUGGCCAAUCACAUGUAGGGCACUGUAGAAGCUCCGUCUGUCCCACGUGCUGUCUCAGUGUUUCAUGUGACGAUGAAAUCAUUAGCUUCAUAUUGCACUAACACCUCCAACACUUUCAUCUGCAAAUACCUGCUGCUGUCUGUUCUCAACCAACUCUGCUGGGACCAGCUCUGUGACCACAGAGUCGCAGAGGUCCCUGACUGCAUCACAAGAAGGCCUUUUCCGCUGCAGUGACUGUAAACUGAUAGAUGAUCUGGUUCUGAGUCUGCUUUGUGUCCACAAUGGGUCUGAAUUUGACAAUUUACCUUUCAUUCUGUUUUAGCCUCUGUCCAGGACUAGUGUUUAGAUGUUUGAUCCUGGUCCAGUCCUCCUGUAGCAGAAACAGCUGAUUGUUCUGUUUUAAGAGCCCAACAGAUUACAUAGACCUGAAACGGUGGACUAUCUCUCCAGCGACCAGCCUAUGUUUUCAUGUAACAAAAAGUAGUCCCAAGACACCAAAUCUGAAGUCUUCAUGGAUUCCACAGUACAUUCCAGAACCCUCAUUGAUCACAAUAGAAAUACCAGAACCACUAUGGCUCCCUCAGCAGGAUUUAAUAAUAAUAAUAAUAAUAUCUUACAUUUAUAUAGCGCCUUUCAGGAUACCCAAGGCGCUUAACAACACACUACAAAAACUAAAUACCAAAAGCCUGGAUAAAUAAGUGUCGCUUCAGAGCAGACUUGAAAGAGUCAAGAGUCUGUGCUUGGCGAAUCUCAGAGGGGAGAGAGUUCCAGAGAGGAGGGGCGGCCACACUGAAGGCUCUUUAGAAAUCCUAAGGUUACCACUGCAGAAUCCACAACUUUUAUGGGUCCCUUUGUUGGUUCCAUGAAUCCACUUGCAAAAUUUAGAACCCUAUUAAGUUACAGUUGAUAAUCCAGAACUCUGAUGGAUCACAACAAACAAUCAAGAACCUACAUGGAUUCCACUUGAAAACUGUCAUUGAUUCUAUAGCAGGUCCUUGAACCCUUUUGGAUCCCAACCCAGAAUCAAGUACCCUCUUGAAUCCACCUGAAAAUUCCAGAACUCUAAUUGAUCAUAAAGCAGAUCUUAGAACCUUUUUGAAUAACAUGGCAGAAUCCAAAACCCUCAUUGAUCCAAAAGAAGAGGCUAGACCGUCAUGGAUUAUAAGGCACAAUCUAAAACCGUCAUCGAUCCAAUGCAGAGUCUAGAACCCAAAUGAUUCUGCAGAAUCCAGAACCCCCAUGGUACUCACUGCAGAACUAAAAGCCCUGGAUCCACCUGCAAAAUCUCAAACCAGUUUUGAUCACAACCCAAAGCCAAGACCCUUCAUGGAUCACACUGCAAAAUCCAGAACUCUCACAGAUAACAAAGUGGAUUUCAGAACCCUCAUGGAGCAUAUGUAAGGAUCCAGAACCUUCAUAAAUCACAACCCGUAAUACAGAACCUCCUCAGAUUCCUCUGCAGGAUCCAGAAUCUUCAUGGAUCAUACUACCUAAUCCAGAACUUCCUGACUGCCUAAAAUCCAGUAUUCUUUUGGAACACUUCACACAAGGCCAAGAACCCACAUGGAUCCCACUAGAACCUUAGUGAAAGGCAAUGCAAAAUCAAGUAUCCUCAUGGACCACAAAGCAGAUUUUAGAACCCUCAUGGAUCACAAUGUAGAAUCCAAAACCCCGAAACCUCAUUGAUUACAAUACAAGCUUCUGAUUCCUCAUUGAGCUCAGAUUAGAAUCCAGAGCCUUCUUAGAUUCCACAGCAGAGUCCAGAGCCCUUUUGGACCACAUCUAUGAGAACCCUCAUAGAUCAUGUCUUGUGGUCUUGUGAUGCCCUCUCUACUGCAGUGGGAAAAAAAAUCUUCUACACAUCACGUCUGUACAAUGACACCUGAAUGCACCACGUGUUAGUUGACUGCCUUGCUCGGUCCUCCUCACUCUAAAGACCUGCCCCUCCACUUGUACUGACAAAUCACCUGUUGGCAUGGACCUGAGGUGGACUGGAGACUGAAGCAGCUUUGGACGGACUGAUGAUGACGCAGAGACACGUGAAUGUAGGCAGAAGCAACGGGACCUGACAGAACCGGAGUUGACUCCAGAAGGAUUUAUUCUCCGUUUUUUUUUCUUUCUUUUUUUUUUUUUUACUGUUCUAUGAUGUCAUCAUAGCUACAUUAUAUUUAAACCAAGGCGGAAUGUAGUUUGCACAAGGAAUUGUUUUCUGUCAGAAACUACAUCAGUGGUUUUGUUGUGUUGCUUAAAAUCAAAAAAUCUUCAAUAUGAAUGUUCAAUGUGUAGCCAUCUCACUUGGGUUAAAGGUCAACCUGUCAUUAAGGUUAAGGAGCAGAGGGAAAUUAUGCAAACUGAAAAAAAGCUCCUGACCUGAAUGUUUCGCUGUGUCAGCACAACAGACCCACUUCUACCCACAUUGACUCAGCAACAGUUGACAUCACACCAUGUGCUGAAAUAGUCCUGUUUUUUUAAAGGAAACUGCAUUUAAACAAUCAGAUCCACAUAUGGAGUUAAAAGAUUACCAGAUCUGGAUUAUCAGUGGCUACAAGCUUAGUCUAUUGGGGUACCAAAACCCACUCAGACUGAAAGACCCUCACAGGUGUUAAAAUCAAACAUCAUAUAUUUGAUAUUUGCAGGAGUAUAUUUGAAUUACUGAAGGGAUUGACACUGAGGUGACUGAGGAAGCGAACAUGCACCGAGCAGUGAGCUGAUCCGGUUUAUUGAAUCCUGGUUUUUCAAUGGC
Molecule: messenger RNA, 43134 nt
Organism: Xyrichtys novacula (pearly razorfish)
Lineage: Eukaryota; Metazoa; Chordata; Actinopteri; Labriformes; Labridae
Source: the annotation of a GenBank genome assembly